AAGUAAGCUACGUUUUCCUGCGGCCAGGGAACAGGAGUACGCAGCCCGAGCCCGACGGGCGGCACUGCGAGAAAUAUGAGGAUUCGCUCGGGAUGCGCGGCUGUACUAGCGCUGCUAUUGCAGAUCGCUCUUGUGGCGAGCAAGGCUGUGGAUCAAACGCAAUUGCAGAAGCAACCACAGCGGCAAACUCCAUACGGUACAGAAGCGCAAAAACGAUGGGGAGGAGACGGUGGUGACUAUGGCGGCGGCGGUUAUGGCGGUGGUGAUGUCGGUGGUGAUGUCGGUGGGCACUUCGGUGGCGGCGGCGAUUAUGGCGGUGGUGACGUCGGUGGGCAUUACGGUGGCGGCGGUGACAUCGGUGGUCAUUUCGGAGGUGGCGAUGUCGGCGGUCACUUUGGAGGUGGUGAUAUCGGCGGUCAUUUUGGAGGUGGUGAUGUCGGCGGUCAUUUUGGUGGUGGCGACAUCGGCGGUCACACUGGAGGUGGUGACAUUGGAGGUCACAUAGGCGGCGGUGAUAUCGGUGGUCACUUAGGUGGAGGUGAUAUCGGUCAUUCAGGAGGAGGAGGUGAUUAUGGAGGUGGCGGUGGUGACAUCGGCGGAGGAAUCGACGCACAUCACGGCGGUCAUGAUGACCAUCAUCACGACAAGGGUUACUGGAAGAAGAAGCUAAUUUGGAAGCCGGGCUGGAAGAAAAUUUGGAAACCCGCGCAGAAGCAGAUCUGGAAACCCGCGUGGAAGAAAAUCUGGAAGCCUAUUUGGGUGCCGACUCAGAAGGCGGUCUGGAAGGAGAUUCAAGUACCUGCUUGGAAGAAGAUCUGGAAGCCCGUGUGGAAAGAAAUUCAAGUGCCCGUAUGGAAGGAAAUACAGGUGCCAGCCUGGAAGAAAAUCUGGAAGCCGAUUUGGCAGCCGAUCAAAGUGCCCGCUUGGAAGGAAAUCCAAGUACCCGCGUGGAAGAAGAUCUGGAAGCCGGUUUGGAAGGAGAUUCAAGUACCAAUAUGGAAGGAAAUUCAAGUACCCGCCUGGAAGAAGCUCUGGGUUCCCGAGUGGGUGAAGAUUGGUAUACCGGGCGAACACUAUCACGGCACAGAUCAUCAUGGAUGGCAAUAUACCAGUCACGAUCUAUGGAAGAAGAAGUUGAUCUGGAAGCCAGUGUGGAAGAAAUAUUGGAAGUCGGCGAAGAAGCAGGUCUGGAUUCCAGACAAGAAGCUGGAGUGGAAAGAGGCCUGGAAACAGGUAUGGAAACCAGCGAAGAAGCAAAUCUGGGUGGAGGAUAAGAAGCUAGCCUGGAAGGAAGCCUGGAAGCAGAUAUGGAAGCCGUCCAAGAAGUUAGUCUGGGUGCCUGACAAGAAACUCGAAUGGAAAGAGGCUUGGAAGCAAAUCUGGAAGACCGACAAGAAGCUGGAAUGGAUUCCUGACAAGAAGCUCGCUUGGAAGGAAGCGUGGAAGCAGAUCUGGGUGCCAGCUUGGAAGGAGAUCUGGGUACCGGCGUGGAAGAAGAUCUGGAAACCAGUCUGGAUAUCCGAAUGGUUCCCCAGCGAGGACCACCAUCACCAUCAUGGUUGGGAUCGCAAGGACUCGCAGGCUCAGAACACGCAAAUCGUGCCCUACAGCCCCGACAAAGAUGCCCAGCAGAAGAGGCAAACGCAGCAAUCGCAGAAUCAACAGCAGCCGCAGCCACGGCAGGGACAACAGAUACAGCAACGUCAGGUGGAAAGUAACAAAGUCGGAUGGGAUCGGUCUUUUAAGGCGAGUUCACCGACGAUCACGCAGGACUUGGUACCACCGCCGGCUAAUCAAAACGGAAAUCCAGUAGCCAACUUUGCGUUUCCUAGCCGCUGAUAGAGCUAAAUAUCCGUGCAGGAAAUAACCGUACUGUAAUCCCCUCCCCAAAAAAAAGAAUGCUUGUACAAACAUCUCCGCGCGAGAGUGCUGUAACAUAAGCCGCUGUAUAUAUUACGUCUUAGGAUUAAGAUAAGAUCGCGUAAAACUUAAGUUACCCGAAAUUGUUCGACUGACUCCCUGUCCGGGGUACCACCCUUACCUUGACAUGUCAUAACCUUUAUUUUUCCCUUUUUGUUUUUUUUUUUUAUAUAUACAUUGUUGUCUCCCCCUAUUGUUAACUAAUACUGUUACAAAUAAAGUUUAUAAGUAUUUUGUUAA
This is a messenger RNA of Pogonomyrmex barbatus (red harvester ant), 2160 nucleotides long. RefSeq lists its product as uncharacterized. Lineage: Eukaryota; Metazoa; Arthropoda; Insecta; Hymenoptera; Formicidae. The record is from RefSeq and is a predicted model, not a curated record.